GAAGGCUUUAGCUUUAGAUUGAGCUUCAGCAUUAAUUUAUUCUGUUACUUGCUCUCUCUUCAAUGCCGCUGAAAAACAAAACGACAUCUAAAUAACACCACAAACAACGACAGAUUUCACGGUUCCACGAUGUAUGGAAAGAUAAUUGUGUCAAUAACUUUCAUCUUUCUAAUGCUAUUCUGUUACUCUAUCUUCAUCGGAACCCUAGAUAUGAGAUCAUACUUCUUCCCUCUUCUACAACAACAACAAUCACCGACUACAGGGGCACGCUCCCUCUGUGCAACUGGUCCACCGCUUAAAGUCUAUAUGUAUGAUCUUCCUCGGAGAUUCCACGUCGGCAUGAUGGAUCACGGCGGUGAUGCCAAGAACGAUACUCCGGUGACCGGAGAGAAUUUGCCCACUUGGCCCAAAAAUUCGGGACUGAGGAAACAACAUAGUGUGGAGUACUGGUUAAUGGCGUCGCUUUUGUAUGAAGGAGCUGAUGAACGAGAAGCUGUUAGGGUGUUGGAUCCGGAGAAAGCGGAUGCUUUUUUUGUACCCUUUUUUUCUUCUUUGAGUUUUAAUACUCAUGGACAUACUAUGACUGAUCCUGAGACUGAGAUAGAUCGUCAACUGCAGGUUGAUGUUAUAGAUAUGCUGUAUAAAUCCAAGUACUGGCAGAAAUCUGGAGGUAGAGACCAUGUGAUUCCCAUGACACAUCCAAAUGCUUUUAGAUUUCUGCGACAACAGUUGAAUGCAUCUAUACUUAUAGUUGCAGACUUUGGCCGCUACCCCAAAUCAAUGUCUACUUUGAGCAAAGACGUGGUGGCCCCAUAUGUACAUGUUGUUGAUUCUUUUACAGAUGAUGAAGUUUCCAAUCCAUUUGAAUCUCGCACCACACUUCUUUUCUUCCGUGGGAAUACAAUCAGGAAAGAUGAAGGCAAAGUUCGUGCUAAAUUAGCAAAGAUAUUAACUGGUUAUGAUGAUAUUCAUUUUGAGCGAAGCUCAGCCACAGCAGAAACGAUAAAAGCGUCAACUGAAGGGAUGCGUUCAUCAAAGUUCUGCCUGCAUCCUGCUGGAGACACUCCAUCUUCUUGCCGGCUUUUUGACGCUAUUGUAAGCCAUUGUGUUCCUGUCAUUGUGAGUGAUCAAAUUGAGCUCCCUUAUGAGGAUGAAAUCGAUUACAGCCAAUUCUCAGUUUUCUUCUCUGUAAAUGAGGCAAUUCAACCAGGUUACAUGGUUGAUCAACUCCGGCAACUUCCAAAAGAAAGAUGGUUAGAGAUGUGGAGGAAACUUAAGAGCAUCUCUCAUCAUUUUGAGUUUCAAUAUCCACCAGAAAAGGAAGAUGCAGUUGACAUGCUAUGGAGAGAAGUAAAGCACAAGCUUCCUGGGGCUCAACUGGCUGUACAUAGAAGCCGGAGGUUGAAAAUUCAGGAUUGGUGGCAGAGGAGAUGACCCUGGACCUUGCUUAAAUGACACUGUACAUUCAUGAUUUUUUCAUAACCUGUGAACAAAUUUUUUUUUUGGAGGGAAUAAUCAGAGGCAAUUACAAUCGCCUUCCGACCAUCUGGCUUCAUAGUUUGUAUAACAUAUAAUCCUUACACAAAUACAUCCAACAUAGAUUUUAGUUUUUUCUUUUUUGGGACAGCGAAGAACUGCAGUCUUGUCUGAGGAAGGGCAUGGAAGUUGGUAUUUUCCAGUAACACCGCAGAAGUGAGAAAUUAAGCUUGUAUUGAUACGCGGCUGUAUAAGUUUAAAGUUUAGCAACAGGUUAUUACAGUUUAAAGUUUAGCAAUUAUUGGAUGUAAUUGUUUCUCUUUAUUUAUUAUUUUUUUUUUUUUUGGAGCUUUUUUAUAA
Molecule: messenger RNA, 1836 nt
Organism: Ricinus communis (castor bean)
Lineage: Eukaryota; Viridiplantae; Streptophyta; Magnoliopsida; Malpighiales; Euphorbiaceae
Product: probable arabinosyltransferase ARAD1
Exons: 4
Coding region: 130-1434 (434 amino acids)
Molecular function (GO): glycosyltransferase activity
Source: RefSeq, a predicted model, not a curated record